GUCACGUCUGAAACCAAUAGAAUAGUUCCGGACUGUCUGAAACUACAGAUCACAUGAUAUCAGAUGGUCCGGAACUAUUGGUUUCGGACACGACCAUGAAAUCAGAUGCUCAAGAACGUGGCACUAGAUUUCGAAAUUCUGACCGUGAAAGUUCCCAUGUAUAGCGGAGCGAAAGACAAACGGCAUGGGCGCUCAUGGGCGUCGGUUAGAACGAGUUGGCAAUGCUUCAACCCGGGAGCAAAUAUCAGAGGUUGGGACACCAAGAAAUUGCCGAAUUUCUUUCUUACCCAAGGCGAUAUGUUGAGGCCGGACGGCGGUGAAAAUCGUGGAUACAUAUACUUGUCGCUUGCGAAUGGCGUUACAUGUAUACCACGUAAUAAAGCCCUCGAAGCAUGCCUUCUAGUCCAACUAUACCGCUGGUUCGCAUUGUCGCACUCCUCCAUGAUGAUGAUCAUCCUGUGUCACAGAUUGUUAAAGUCGGUAUUUACUAUAUUAUGCCGUGAUUUGGAAAGUGAUGUCGAAUCGACCUUGGACCCUCGUCUCUCCAUUCUUUUUACCAUAAUUCGGCUUUCCAUUGGUCGGAUGAGACGGAUACUCACCAUCGUCUCGUUUCUUUUCUUCCUGCCGUGGAUUGUUCUCUCUGCUCAGGUCUGGUGUGUUUGUGAGAGUAAGCCGGGAUGGAAGGAUGCGAAGCUUCCACAACUCCCGAUAACAUGUAUCAGUCGACGAUGUUUGGACUUUCAUCCUCCUCCAUUCCCCAGGAGGAAUGAAGUUGUACCAUAA
Molecule: messenger RNA, 783 nt
Organism: Guyanagaster necrorhizus
Lineage: Eukaryota; Fungi; Basidiomycota; Agaricomycetes; Agaricales; Physalacriaceae
Exons: 6
Coding region: 106-783 (225 amino acids)
Source: RefSeq, a predicted model, not a curated record